AUGAAGGAAGAAGAAACAGUGAAGCAGUAUGCAGACAGAAUCAUAGCAGUGGUUAACAGUAUAAGGCUCCUUGGUGAGCACUUUGAUGAGGCAAGAAUUGUGGAAAAGGUCCUCUCCACUUUGCCUGAGAGAUAUGAGGCCAAGAUAUCCUCCUUAGAGGACUCAAGAGACCUUGCUACCAUCUCUUUGACUGAGCUAAUCAACACUUUCUAUGCUCAGGAACAAAGGAGAGCUAGCAGAGCUGAAGAUCACCAGGAAGGUGCAUUCAAUGCCAAGGCCAGAGAAGCCUCGAGCUUCAAAGCUCCAAGAGGCAAAAGGCCUUGGAAAAACAGCCUAGGACGACAUCGCAGGAGUAAUGACCAGCCUGCAGACAUUGCAAGAGGCCAGUCAUCCAAGUCGAUCUUGGUUUAG
This is a messenger RNA of Gossypium raimondii (Peruvian cotton), 411 nucleotides long. RefSeq lists its product as uncharacterized. Bases 1 to 411 code for a protein of 136 amino acids. NCBI's taxonomy places the organism in Eukaryota, Viridiplantae, Streptophyta, Magnoliopsida, Malvales, Malvaceae. The record is from RefSeq and is a predicted model, not a curated record. The transcript has a single exon.